Myotis brandtii (Brandt's bat) is the source of this 2637-nucleotide messenger RNA. It is a transcript of the gene UBXN7, whose product is annotated as UBX domain protein 7. Bases 19 to 1488 code for a protein of 489 amino acids. Gene Ontology annotation, cellular component: nucleus. Lineage: Eukaryota; Metazoa; Chordata; Mammalia; Chiroptera; Vespertilionidae. Gene Ontology annotation, molecular function: ubiquitin binding. The transcript has 11 exons. Gene Ontology annotation, biological process: proteasome-mediated ubiquitin-dependent protein catabolic process. The record is from RefSeq and is a predicted model, not a curated record.
AGCGGCGGCGGCGGUAAGAUGGCUGCCCACGGGGGCUCCGCGGCGUCCUCGGCGCUGAAGGGGUUAAUUCAGCAGUUCACCGCCAUCACCGGUGCAAGUGAAAGUGUUGGGAAACAUAUGCUUGAAGCCUGCAACAAUAAUCUGGAGAUGGCAGUCACAAUGUUUUUGGAUGGUGGUGGAAUCGCUGAAGAGCCCAGUACCAGUUCAGCAAGUGUCUCCACUGUUAGACCACACACAGAAGAAGAAGUUCGUGCCCCAAUUCCUCAAAAGCAGGAAAUAUUGGUAGAACCAGAACCUUUGUUUGGUGCUCCUAAAAGACGGCGGCCUGCACGUUCAAUAUUUGAUGGUUUUCGGGAUUUUCAAACUGAAACUAUUCGGCAAGAACAAGAGUUAAGAAAUGGAGGAGCCAUAGAUAAGAAACUAACUACCCUGGCAGAUCUGUUCCGGCCACCCAUUGAUUUGAUGCAUAAAGGCAGCUUUGAAACAGCCAAAGAGUGUGGGCAGAUGCAAAAUAAGUGGCUGAUGAUAAACAUCCAAAAUGUACAAGACUUUGCAUGCCAGUGCCUCAACCGUGAUGUAUGGAGCAAUGAUGCUGUGAAGAAUAUUAUCCGGGAACAUUUCAUUUUCUGGCAGGUUUAUCAUGACAGUGAGGAAGGUCAGAGAUACAUACAAUUUUAUAAGCUAGGGGAUUUCCCCUAUGUUUCCAUCUUGGAUCCACGGACAGGUCAGAAGCUAGUAGAGUGGCACCAGUUAGACGUAUCUUCUUUCUUGGACCAAGUGACGGGAUUUCUGGGUGAACAUGGGCAACUGGAUGGACUUUCUAGCAGUCCCCCCAAAAAAUGUGCCCGUUCAGAGAGUCUUAUAGAUGCAAGUGAAGACAGCCAGCUAGAAGCUGCCAUCAGAGCCUCCUUGCAAGAGACACAUUUUGAUUCAUCACAGACAAAACAGGAUAGCCGCUCAGAUGAAGAGUCUGAAUCUGAACUUUUUUCUGGCAGUGAGGAAUUUAUAUCUGUUUGUGGCUCUGAUGAAGAAGAGGAGAUAGAGAAUCUUGCCAAGUCCAGAAAGUCUCCCCAUAAAGAUUUGGGGCAUAGAAAAGAGGAAAACAGAAGGCUGCUAACUGAGCCCCCACCCAGAACUGAGCCUGUAACAACAACAAACCACCAAGGAUUGUCAGUCAUGGAUUCAGAAAUAUUGGAGAUGUCACCUGAAAAAUCAGAUGGAAUAGUGGAGGGCAUAGAUGUAAAUGGACCAAAAGCACAGCUGAUGUUGCGGUAUCCAGAUGGAAAAAGGGAACAAAUCACUCUUCCAGAGCAAGCUAAAUUGCUAGCUUUGGUGAAGCAUGUCCAGUCUAAAGGAUAUCCAAAUGAACGUUUUGAACUUCUCACCAACUUCCCUCGAAGGAAACUCUCUCAUCUGGACUAUGACAUUACAUUACAAGAGGCAGGCCUUUGUCCUCAAGAGACUGUCUUUGUACAGGAAAGAAAUUAACAUCAUGGCCCGACCUCUCUCAGCUUACCCCUUUUUUCCCUUUUCCUGUGAGAUACCAUGUCACUGAGUAUGCAUUUUGGUUCAUAGGACCAUAGAGCCAAAGUUGGGCAAGCAAGUCACCUGCCUUCUCUUUUAUUCCUUGCUCUCUCCUGUAAUAAGUCUUUUUCACUUCCUACCCCCUUUUUUUUUCCCUCUCCUAUCCUAUUUUUGUCUUUUUCCUACUUUUCUUUCUUUCUUACCUAAUCAGGUGACCAAAUGGAAGUAUAAGGAUAACACCUCCUAGUACUGGCAGCAGGAAAUGAGUGUUCCAAUAAGUGGUCUCUUGCAUGGCACUUUUUCGGGAUCAAAUGAUAAUGUUACUACUCCUCAGACUCCUUUGGUAAAGGAAUGGCUAGAUUCAGAAUAAGAACAACCUCCCUUUUUUGUAAGCCCUGUUUUUAGUAGGAAAAAGCAAUUCUCUAACAUGUUUUGUUUUGUUGUUCAUAUAACAAAUAUCACAACAGAAUAUCCAGGCUUUUAUUUACAUGGAAAAAACAUCCCUUGUAAUAAUUAUUCAUCUCAUUUAAAAAUCAUUUCGAAGGAUUCCCACCCUCCCAAGCUAGAAUUAUUUCCAUGAGAUGUGUUAUUGGCAAAAUGAGUGUUAAAUGUUGGGUGAGUAGCAUGGGUUGGCAUUCAAUACCCUAGCCUGAGACAACUUUCUUCGUUACUACUCUAUAAACUAUAUUGAUCCUGCUAGUCCCAGAGUGGACCUUUAGUGAGCAUAUUGUGGUGACUGGGAUAGGAAGGUGCUUGCUGUUUUUUGCCAGUACGGCAUAUUAGUUCCUUCGGCCCUUCCAUUGUCUGGGUCCACAAGUGAUCUAUAGGAAGGCAGCUAUUCAAUAAUCAUGCAAAACAGUGGCUUGUAGUUUAACCACUAUGGUUAUUGAUUGUCCUAUGUGCUUUAGGCAUACUUAUGUAUAUCCUGGGGGAAAAAGAAAAAGAUGCAGCUGAGAGUAGCUAACCAUAUUCCUUUGGUUAGAAAUAAUGAUUCAUUUAUUACCCCUGGUUGAACAGUCUCUAAAGGCUCUGGUGACUAAAUGAGCUUAAAUCCUCAUGCUUUUUCUUGCAAAAGGUCUCAAAAUUGAAAGCCUGAGGGGAAAACCUUUAAAU